Molecule: messenger RNA, 1882 nt
Organism: Oncorhynchus kisutch (coho salmon)
Lineage: Eukaryota; Metazoa; Chordata; Actinopteri; Salmoniformes; Salmonidae
Gene: coq3
Product: coenzyme Q3 methyltransferase
Exons: 7
Coding region: 1-957 (318 amino acids)
Biological process (GO): ubiquinone biosynthetic process
Cellular component (GO): mitochondrion
Molecular function (GO): 3-demethylubiquinol 3-O-methyltransferase activity; polyprenyldihydroxybenzoate methyltransferase activity
Source: RefSeq, a predicted model, not a curated record
AUGGCUGGAAAUCGGGCUAUUUUGAACGGUCAUCCAACUCGGAAUUCCAAUUCAGAAUUGUCUGUUACCGGAUUAACAGAGACAGUCACCGUCACCAUUCAAACCUUAAGGAUUCGCCACGCCUCCAAGACCACUGUGGACCCAAAUGAGGUGAAGAGGUUCCGGCUUCUCGCCACCAAGUGGUGGAAUGAGCAGGGAGACUUCGCAGCCCUCCACUCAAUGAACGACCUCAGGGUGCCUUUCAUACGGGAUAAUCUGUUGAACGCACAUGGCGGGCGGCAGCCGGGGAAACCCCUGGCAGGGCUCAGAAUACUGGACGUAGGCUGUGGCGGUGGGCUGCUCACUGAGCCCUUGGGUAGACUGGGGGCAGAUGUGCUAGGCAUUGACCCGGUGGCAGACAGUAUUGGGACAGCGGAGGUACAUGCCUGGCAUGAUCCAGACCUGCGUGGCAAUGUGCGCUACCGUGCCAUCACUCUGGAGGAGCUCUCUGAGAAGGGGGGGAAGGGAGCGGGGCAGUUUGAUGCGGUGGUGGCCUCUGAGGUGGUGGAACAUCUGGCUGACCUGGAAACCUUCACACUCUGCUGCAACCAGGUGCUCAAGCCAGGAGGCUCUCUCUUCAUCACCACCAUCAACAAGACCCAGCUGUCAUACGCCCUGGCCAUCGUGGCAGCAGAGGAGGUGCUACGCAUCGUGCCCAGCGGAACCCAUGACUGGGAUAAGUUUGUCAGCCCCGUGGACCUGGAGCGCCUGCUGGAGUCCAAUGGUUUCCAUGUGGAGUCUAUCCGAGGGAUGCUGUAUAACCCUCUGUCACGGGCCUGGAGCUGGACAGAGACCACCAGCAUCAACUACGCCCUGCACGCGGUCAAACUCGAGGAGGAACCGAACCCCGACGAGGACGACCCCGAAGACCCCACCGUGAUAGUUGCCCAAGCUAAGGCCAGACGCUGGUACAACUGACUUGACCAUGGAAUAGAGAGUGGUUAUACGUGGUCAGCUGCAGCACAGAUCUUCUGAUCUCUGAAAGGAAAGGCAAUGGACCUAUAAAAAAACAAAGCUAUUGAAAGUUAUAGUUCAGUGCUUGAUACAAGUACAUGAUGUUUUCUUUCAGCCAGGCCAUGAUUGUUCUGUGAGUUCAAGCAUAAUGAGUCCCUCUGAAUUGUGUGAACUGUUUAAGCUUUUGAGGCUUGUCAUUACAGUGCCAUCUGUUAUGGUAGAAGUGUUCAUCACCAUGGUUGACAUCUCAGGUCUCUGAUUUACUAUUGAGCAAGAUGUUUUCUUCAAGUAGAGUCACAAUGUGUCUGUUCAUCAAAAUCCAUCGUGUGGAUAUUGUUUGUCUUGACAUGCUUAUUAAUAUCCUCCAUUAGGAAAUGAAAUAUUUUCCUUUAAGAUUCUCUGAUCUGAUGAUUAUUCCUCUCUAGUGUCAUUUCAACAGUGUGAAAAUAUAGUCCAAAUCAGUGAUGUGGUGUUCGUUGUAAGUUUUGUGCUGAAUUUCAGGAUCUCAGUAGAGGGCUUUUUAUAUUAGAAAAUUAUUUAGAUUUUCUGUCCACACAUUUCCUGCCUCAGCCUCUCUCUACUCUGUAGCCAUGGUGACUUUGAGAUUAUAAUUGGCUUCUUGCUGAACUAUUACACAAAACCCAAACAAGCUUCCAACUAAAAUAAAUCAUGCUUGAAGUUAUUCUUCAAAACAGACAAAAUCAUUGGCUUGAUGGUUCAAGAAGUACAGUCACAGUAGUGUGUUCUGUCAUAUUUUUCAUUUGCCCUUAUAUAUAGACAACCCCAGGACUAUGUGCUGGAAUGCACAAAAAUUUAUUUUUCCUCAUGACACAAAUGUUAUUCUUGUCACAUUCCCCACUGGCUUCUAAUAAAUUGCAUUUAAAAGCUG